Molecule: messenger RNA, 3997 nt
Organism: Rhineura floridana
Lineage: Eukaryota; Metazoa; Chordata; Lepidosauria; Squamata; Rhineuridae
Gene: SLC12A1
Product: solute carrier family 12 member 1
Exons: 26
Coding region: 1-3291 (1096 amino acids)
Biological process (GO): sodium ion transmembrane transport; chloride transmembrane transport; potassium ion import across plasma membrane
Cellular component (GO): membrane
Molecular function (GO): sodium:potassium:chloride symporter activity
Source: RefSeq, a predicted model, not a curated record
AUGUCUAUGAAUAAUUCUCCAAAUGUAUUUUUGGACCCAAGUCCAAAUAGAUUUCAGGUCAAUGUCAUUAAUGAAAACCAUGAUAAUACAGUACAAUCACAGGGAGAUCCAGACUCUCAACGUUAUGAAGAGACAUCUUUUGCAGAUGAUGUCAAUAGACUCCGAAUCGGCUACAAGCCUGAAAACAGAGAAUUGUACGACAAUUUCUUUCAAAAUGGUGAUGCUGCUAAAACAGAUGGAAGCUUUCACCCCUAUGAUACUCACAGUAACACAUAUUAUCUGAAAACAUUUGGUCAUAAUACAAUAGAUGCCGUCCCUCAGAUUGGUUACUACCGAAACACUGGCAGCAUCAGUGGAAUCAAAAUGAACAGACCAAGUCUGAUGGACAUUCAUGAACAGUUGGUAAAGAACAUUGCAGUGUCUUCUGGUUCAGCCGACAAAUUCACCAAAGCAGAUGGCAAUGUGGGAGAAGAAGCUGAAUCCAACAAGGAAGAAGAAACCAAAGGAGGCUUUGUGAAAUUUGGAUGGGUGAAAGGUGUCCUGGUGAGAUGCAUGCUGAACAUCUGGGGUGUGAUGCUUUUCAUUCGUCUCUCCUGGAUUGUAGGUCAAGCUGGAAUUGGUCUUGGAGUUAUCAUAAUCCUCCUUGCCACCAUGGUCACCUCCAUUACUGGUUUAUCAACUUCCGCAAUAGCAACUAAUGGUUUUGUCCGUGGAGGUGGAGCAUAUUACCUUAUCUCAAGAAGUUUAGGACCGGAGUUUGGGGGUUCCAUUGGUCUAAUCUUUGCCUUUGCAAAUGCUGUGGCAGUGGCCAUGUACGUUGUUGGAUUUGCAGAAACAGUUGUGGAUCUCCUCAAGAGCAGUAAUGCAAUCAUGGUAGAUGCAACCAACGACAUCCGAAUAAUAGGUGCAAUAACUGUAGUCAUUCUUUUGGGCAUUUCGGUGGCUGGUAUGGAAUGGGAAGCUAAGGCACAGGUUAUUCUUCUAAUUAUCCUGCUUGCUGCUAUCAUAAAUUUCUUCAUUGGGACAGUCAUUCCAUGCAGCAACGACAAGAAGGCUAGAGGUUUUUUCAAUUAUCAAGCCUCAAUAUUUGCAGAAAAUUUUGGACCAGAUUUCAGAGGUGAAGAAGGCUUUUUCUCUGUGUUUGCCAUUUUUUUCCCUGCAGCCACUGGCAUUCUUGCUGGAGCCAAUAUCUCUGGAGACCUGGAGGAUCCACAAGAUGCUAUACCCAAAGGAACAAUGCUGUCCAUUCUGCUUACAACUGUUGCUUACCUAGGUGUAGCAAUCUGUGCAGCUGCGUGUGUCGUACGUGAUGCUACAGGGAAUGUCAAUGAUACAGUUGUGUCUGGAAUGAAUUGCAAUGGAUCAUCUGCUUGUGCCCUAGGCUAUGAUUUCUCCAGCUGUAAAACCCAGACAUGUGAUUAUGGGCUGAUGAAUAAUUUCCAGGUUAUGACCAUGGUUUCAGGGUUUGGUCCCUUAAUCACUGCCGGAAUAUUUUCUGCAACUCUUUCAUCAGCACUAGCUUCGCUUGUCAGUGCACCCAAAGUUUUCCAGGCUCUCUGCAAGGAUAACAUUUACCGAGCACUCCACUUUUUUGCCAAAGGAUAUGGGAAAAACAAUGAGCCGAUUAGAGGAUACGUUCUUACAUUCGUCAUUGCCAUGGCCUUUAUUUUGAUUGCUGAGCUGAACACCAUUGCUCCCAUCAUCUCCAACUUCUUCUUGGCUUCGUAUGCACUUAUCAAUUUCUCUUGUUUCCAUGCAUCGUAUGCAAAAUCUCCAGGUUGGAGACCUGCCUUCAGAUAUUACAACUUGUGGGUGUCCCUUUUUGGAGCUGUGCUGUGUUGUGGAGUCAUGUUCGUCAUCGACUGGCGGGCAGCUCUCAUCACUUAUGCUAUUGAGCUCUUUCUUUAUAUUUAUGUGACAUACAAGAAGCCGGAUGUAAAUUGGGGGUCAUCAUCACAGGCACUCUACUAUGUUAACGCCAUUGACAGUGCACUAGAAUUAACUACAGUAGAUGAUCAUGUGAAAAACUUCAGGCCUCAGUGCAUAGUAUUAACAGGAGGACCCAUGUCAAGACCAGCUUUGCUAGACCUUGCACAUUCAUUCACAAAGAACAACGGUCUCUGCAUCUGUUGUGAAGUAUACACGGGCCCACGCAAGCUGUGCGUUACGGAGAUGAACAGUGGCAUGGCAACGAAGCAGGCCUGGCUGACAAAGAACAAAAGGAAAGCCUUUUAUGCUGCAGUGGCAGCUGACAGCUUUAGAGAUGGAGUCAAAAGUCUCCUCCAAGCUUCUGGUUUGGGCAGGAUGAGACCGAAUACUUUGGUGCUUGGAUUUAAAAAGGACUGGAGAGAUGCCAGUGCAACACAAGUUGAAAACUACAUGGGUGUCAUACAUGAUGCAUUCGACUUUGACUUUGGUGUGAUUGUUGCUCGAAUAAGUCAAGGGUUUGACAUAUCCCAAGUACUUCUGGUUCAAGAGGAACUGAAGAAGCUGGAGCAGGAGAGGCAAGCCCUAGAAGCUAGCAUUAAAGAUAGUGAAUUUGAAGAAGGUAAUGGUGGCAUCCAUGGAUUCUUCAGAAGAGCCACCAAGCUCAAUAUUACAAAGACUAUACCCAAAAAAGGCAACAGCAUUAAGACCAUCUCUUCAAUGCAUGAGGGUGAAUUCAAUCAGCGACUGCUUGAAGCUAGCACUCAGUUCAAAAAAAAGCAAGGGAAAGGUACCAUUGAUGUGUGGUGGCUAUUUGAUGAUGGAGGGUUAAUAUUAUUAAUUCCGUACAUCCUCACUCUCCGUAAAAAAUGGAAAGACUGUAAAUUAAGGAUUUUUACUGGUGGAAAAGUCACUCGUCUUGAAGAGGAAAAGCUAAUGAUGGCUUCUCUUUUAAGCAAAUUCAGAAUAAAAUUUGCUGACAUUAAUAUAAUUGGUGAUAUCAAUAUGAAACCAAACAAAGAGAGCUGGAAAUUCUUUGAAGAGAUGAUUGAACCAUUCCGCCUUCAUGAAAGCUGCAAAGAUUUAACAACUGCUGAGAAAUUAAAGAGAGAGGCACCAUGGAAAAUCACUGACGCAGAGCUGGAAGCUGUCAAGGAAAAGAGCUACCGCCAGGUCCGUUUGAACCAACUCCUUCAGGAACAUUCUAGGGCUGCUAAUUUGAUUGUUCUGACUCUACCAGUAGCAAGAAAAGGAAUUGUAUCCGAUUACCUCUAUAUGGCUUGGUUAGAAAUUCUCUCAAAGAACCUGCCUCCAAUUUUGCUCAUCCGAGGCAACCACAAAAAUGUACUAACAUUUUACUCUUAGCAAGCAGCACCUAGAAGCCAAUAUAUGCAUUUUGUACACAUCAAUGGCACUAACAUAUUGAAGAAACACUAAAAAGCAACAGUAUCUCAAUGUCUGACACUUUGCAAUAUACUCUCCAAACUACCGAUAUAUCAUUUUGAUUUUUCACCAUUUGACAGCAAAAUUCCAAUCCUCAUAUGUACGAAUGAUCAAUCUGAGUCUUCCUGUACUCAUGCCUACAAAGCCCAAACUGCACCACCCAUACAGAAGAGGACUCAGCAGACUUGGGGUAACCCAAGAAUCGCAGAAUAACAAAAAACGUGCAGAAAAAAAGCCUAAGGGGGUGGUUGCAAAACCCCCAAAGAGGUUCUGACUUCAACCAUUUUUUACCUCCAAACCAAGUAACUUCAUUAUGUUUUAUUUUCCAUCUGUGGUAGGGGAUUUGGUUACAAUACUAGACAAGCCUGUUCCUGUCCAACCAGUAUAUCUGAGCAUAGGAAGCUGCCUUAUACCAAAUCCGAUCGUUGGUCCAGCUAGCUCAUCAUUUUCUGUGCUGACUGCCAGCAGCGCUCUAGGAUUUGAGUCAGGAGUCACUCUUUGCCUUUCCUGGAUAUUGCGCCUGGGACCUUCUGCAUGCAAAGCAGAUGCUCCAGUACUGAGCCAGAGUCUUUCUCAAGUUCAUGGGGGGCAGAUUACAUUAGAUUAAAAUGAAUUUUCAGAUUAUUGC